AUGGUCAAGAAGAAUACAUCGGAUAGCAGAAUGAGCGAAGUAAAAGUAGCAGAUCCAGAUCAGUUAGUCGACUCAAAUCAAAUAGAAAAAGUUAGUACGAUUGGAGUGUUUGAUUCAGAAGGAUCUGAAAGACCAUUUGGAGGAUUAAUUAGACAUGGAACUAAACUCGUAAUCUUCAUAAGACAUUUCAAUUGUGGGUUUUGUCAAGAUUAUCUUAUCGCAAUUAAAGAUAGGAUCAGUAAAGAAAAAUUGGGAGAUCGAGACAUCAUCGUCAUAGGAUGUGGCCAUUGGUCGGUUAUAAAACCUUACAAAGAAUUGUUGGAUUAUCCAUUUGAAAUAUAUUCAGAUAAUACUCGUCAAUUAUUUGAUGAAUUAGGUAUGAUUUGUAGUUUAUCUGCAGGUGAUGAAAAACUUCAUGGCCAUUAUACUCAUGGAGUACUUCCAACUGUGCUAAACAGUAUAGCAAAUGGUUGGAAAAUGGGGAUUAAAACUUUUGUCCAAAGUGGUAAGAUUUCUCAAUUAGGUGGUGAAUUUAUUUUCACAGAUAAUGAAUGUAAAUUUGCACACAGGAUGCAAAAUACAAGAGAUCAUGUAGAACCAGAAGAUUUAGAGAAAUUAAUCUUCCAAUUUUGA
Molecule: messenger RNA, 633 nt
Organism: Melampsora larici-populina 98AG31
Lineage: Eukaryota; Fungi; Basidiomycota; Pucciniomycetes; Pucciniales; Melampsoraceae
Exons: 7
Coding region: 1-633 (210 amino acids)
Source: RefSeq, a predicted model, not a curated record